This is a messenger RNA of Exaiptasia diaphana, 1707 nucleotides long. RefSeq names its product transmembrane prolyl 4-hydroxylase. The record is from RefSeq and is a predicted model, not a curated record. Gene Ontology annotation, molecular function: iron ion binding; procollagen-proline 4-dioxygenase activity; L-ascorbic acid binding. NCBI's taxonomy places the organism in Eukaryota, Metazoa, Cnidaria, Anthozoa, Actiniaria, Aiptasiidae. Bases 155 to 1432 code for a protein of 425 amino acids. Gene Ontology annotation, cellular component: endoplasmic reticulum. Gene Ontology annotation, biological process: peptidyl-proline hydroxylation to 4-hydroxy-L-proline. The transcript is spliced from 11 exons.
AAACUCUAUUUUCAUGCAGAUUGUGUAUUCAAAUUUAGUAUGUAUUUUCCUGUUUUCGUUUAGGAUGAUUGGUUUUCUACCAGUUGUAGUUUAUUAACUGGUUUCCGUUCAUGUGUUUUACAAAGAUAUAGGAAAUUUUCACGUUAUAACCGAGAUGUAUUUAGCUAAUGUACUUAAGUAUUUUUUGAUCGUUGUUGUCACCUUGCUUGCUAGUAUGGCCGAUUUCAGCUUUCCUUUCUGCUUUGCUGACGUAUCGUUGUCCAAGAAAGCUAAAGAGACGUGUCCAUCAACAGAUCCUAACUGUAAAUUAAGCAAUGAGCGAGAAGGGGAUUAUCGACUCUACCAAAUAGAUGGAGUUGAGACUGGAUUUGUCCAACAUGUUAAGUUACAAGGAAUUAGCUACAAAAUAAUCACACGAAGUAUGAAACCUUUAUUAUUUGAAAUCCCAGACUUUCUGAGUGAAAACGAGUGUGAUCGUAUUGUACAGCUAGCUAAUCAAGAAGGUUUAAUGGAUAGUGGGACCCUGGAUACUGGAUAUGACGAUUUUGGUUUUAGAAAUGAAACCAAUCAUGAUAGUGAUGAAAGCGAUUCUAGUGAAAACGAGUCACAGUGCAAAGAAUUCAUGGAUUCCUUUGACAAGAGCAGCGAUAGAAAACUUAAUGCUGAAGAGCUAAAGCCUUUCUUUGACAUGUAUUCAACUGUACGCUUUAAGGAAAAUGACAUUAGAUCCUUGUUGCUGAAGUUAGGUUUUGAUAAAGACAAAGACGGUGAAUUGUCCUAUCGGGAAUGCUUGAAAGCAAAUGUAUCAGCUUUGGAAGAUUAUAUUGACAAUAUUGAAAGUUCCGAUCCGUUGUACAAAACUCGAUACAGUCAGCAGGCCUGGUUAUCAGUGAAUAAUGACAGUGAUCCUGUUCUGGUUCUACUUCARCAAAGGAUAACCGAGUUAACCAAAUUACCGCGUGAAAUGAUUGAAAAUAGUGAACAUCUACAGGUAGUACGGUAUUCUGUUUAUGGUCAUUUCCAUGCACACUACGAUUCAAGCUUUAAAAAAGAUAAACCAUGUUGUAUUAAGAAUGAAGAACAAGGAGAUACCUGCAACUUGUGUCGAUACGCAACCAUCCUGUACUAUUUGAACAAUGUACCAGAAGGAGGAGAGACAGCCUUUCCUAUUGCUGAUAACGUUACUUACGACGAGGAAGAAUAUCAGAAGAAAGGCCUUGAUAACCUUAGUACGCGAUGCCACGACUCAAAUAUCGUUGUUAAGCCUAAGAAGGGGACUGCUAUACUUUGGUAUAAUCAUCACCUUGACCCCAGCACUGGUGGAAUGGGGACUAUGGAUAAGUAUUCAUUACAUGGCGGUUGUGAUGUGAAAAAAGGAAUCAAAUGGAUUGCUAACAACUGGAUUAAUGCACUUCACAUGCAUUACAAAUGAUUUAAGAGAGAAAACCUUAGAACUUUAUAAACUUCACAUGCAUUACAAAUGAUUUAAGAGAAAACCUUAGAACUUUAUAAACUUCACAUGCAUUAAAAAUGAUUUAAGAGAGAAAACCUUAGAACUUUAUAAACUUCACAUGCAUUACAAAUGAUUUUAGAGAGAAAACCUUAGAACUUUAUAAAUUUUCACAGACGUUAUAUAAAUCCAAUAUUUCACUACAUCAUCACGAAAUAUACAAGAUAUAUCUUUCGUAAUAAAUAAAAGUCACAUGA